ACACCCACUAAUUCAUACAUCUAACCAUAAUUAACUCUCUCUCACUCCUCGUGAUUUGUACCCAUCCAUGGACCACCUUCUAUUCUAUAAACCCCUUACCCUUCUUUUAGUUCUAUAUACUUCAAAAAAACGAACACUCAAUUUGUGUUUCUCACUUUCCCUUUCACAUUCUCUUAAAAAACAUGUCGUCACACUCUCCGUGCCUAAUGUUCUUCUUCGUGUUUGUGUUGGUAUUUUCGUUCGGUUAUUGUUUGAACGAAGAAGGUCACUAUCUGCAACAAGUGAAGCUCGGAUUCGACGACCCAGAUGGUUUUUUCUCAGAUUGGGAUGACACCGUUGCUGAUUAUACCCCCUGUCACUGGACCGGAGUUACAUGUUCUGAACCGGGAAGCGGUUUUGUUGUAGCGGUCGAUUUAUCAAACGCCAAUGUCGCCGGUCCCUUUCCCACGGUUCUCUGCCGGCUCACCGGACUCAAGUUUAUCUCUAUGUAUAACAACUCCAUCAACGGCACACUUCCCGAUGAAUUGUCCACGUGUCAGAGCCUUGUUCAUUUAGAUUUAGCUCAAAAUUAUCUCACUGGUAAACUCCCGGAGAGUUUGUGUAACUUACCUGAGUUAAGGUAUCUUGAUUUCGCCGGAAACAACUUUUCCGGCGACAUUCCGGCGAGUUUUGGUAAAUUUCAGAAACUUGAAGUUAUUUCGUUGGUUGAUAAUCUCAUCGGAGGGAAUAUUCCGGCGGAACUCGGAAACAUUUCGACGUUAAAGCAGCUUAAUUUAUCAUACAACCCUUUUUCCGCCGGUAACAUCCCGCCGGAGAUCGGAAAUUUAACCAAUCUUGAAGUGUUAUGGCUCACCGACUGUAAUUUAAUCGGACCGAUUCCCAACUCACUGGGUCGACUCAGUAAACUCAUGGAUCUAGAUCUGGCAAUUAACAAACUCACCGGGUCGGUACCGAGUUCUGUCACCGAGUUAACAAAUGUUGUUCAGAUUGAGCUUUAUAACAACUCGUUGACCGGUGAGUUGCCGGCGGUGGGUUGGUCAAAGAUGACGGCAUUGCGGUUGAUUGAUAUUUCGAUGAAUAGAUUCACCGGCACAGUUCCCGAGGAGUUGUGUUCUUUGCAACUUGAAUCACUUCAUCUUUAUGAAAAUGAGUUUGAAGGUAAGUUACCUGAGAUUCUUUCAAAUUCUAGUAACCUUUAUGAGUUGAGAUUGUUUGGAAAUAGGUUUUCUGGUAGCCUGCCGAAAGAUUUAGGAAAAAAUUCGGCUUUAGUGUGGUUAGAUGUGUCUAACAAUCUUUUUUCCGGUAACUUACCGGAGAAUUUAUGUAAAAAUGGUGCUUUAGAAGAGCUUUUAAUGAUACACAACUCGUUUUCGGGUCACAUUCCGGUGAGUUUUAGUAAAUGUUGGAGCUUGAAACGAGUCCGGUUAGGGUACAACAAGCUUUCCGGCGAAGUUCCGGUAGGGUUCUGGGGUCUUCCCCAGGUGUCAUUACUCGAGCUCGUUGAGAAUUCGUUCACCGGGGUGAUCGGAAACACCAUCGCUGGAGCGGGGAACUUGUCGACUUUGAAUAUAGCGAAUAACAAGUUUUCCGGUGAGCUGCUGAAUGAGAUUGGGCUUCUUGAUGGGUUGAUUGAGUUUUCUGGUGGUAAUAAUCUGUUUUCGGGUUCUUUGCCGGAUAGCAUUUUGAAACUUGAGCAAUUGACUAAGCUUGAUCUUCAUAACAAUGGAUUCUCCGGUGGAAUUCCGAGUGGGAUCGAUUCUUUAACGAAGCUAAACGAGCUUAAUUUAGCUAACAACAAGUUUUCAGGCAACAUUCCGGAUAAGAUUGGGGAGUUAUCGGUUUUAAACUAUCUUGAUCUUUCCGGGAAUCAGCUUUCGGGUAAAAUUCCAGUCGGGUUACAGAAUUUGAGGCUUAAUCAGCUCAAUUUAUCGAGCAAUUUGCUCACCGGAGAUAUCCCGCCUGUUUAUGCUAAGAAAAUUUACAUCAACAGUUUUUUGGGUAAUCCGGGUCUUUGCGGUGACAUCGAAGGGUUAUGUGAUGGCAAAAAUGUGACUAAAACCGUGGGUUACGUUUGGUUACUUCGAGCGAUCUUUGUAUUAGCUGGUUCGAUCUUCAUUGUUGGUUUUGGAUGGUUUUACUUCCAGUACAGGAAAUUCAAGAAUUCAAAACAAAUCGACAAAUCGAAAUGGACGUUAAUGUCGUUUCACAAGUUAAGUUUUAGUGAAUACGAGAUCUUAGGUGCUCUCGAUGAGGAUAAUGUGAUCGGGCGUGGUGCGUCGGGAAAGGUUUACAAAGUUGUUUUGAGCAAUGGUGAGGCCGUGGCUGUUAAGAAGCUCUGGGGCGGUUCCAAAAAGGGUGAAGAUGAGGAUCUUGAGAACGGGUUGGGCUCAGGCGCGGUUGUUGAUAACGGAUUUGAGGCUGAAGUGGAGACAUUAGGGCGGAUCCGUCACAAGAACAUUGUUCGACUUUGGUGUUGUUGUUCUACAAAAACGUGUAAACUUCUUGUGUAUGAGUACAUGCCGAAUGGUAGUUUGGGGGAUUUACUUCAUAGUACUAAAAGCGGGUUACUCGAUUGGCCCAUACGGUACAAGAUUGCGGUGGAUGCCGCUGAGGGUUUGGCCUAUUUGCACCAUGAUUGUGUUCCCGCCAUUGUUCAUAGAGAUGUUAAAUCCAAUAACAUUUUAUUGGAUGGUGAUUUUGGUGCUCGAGUGGCGGAUUUCGGUGUUGCUAAGGUGGUCAAUGGUGACGAGAAAGGUGGUAAUUCAGUGUCUGUCAUUGCCGGUUCGUGUGGAUACAUCGCUCCAGAAUAUGCAUAUACACUAAGGGUAAAUGAGAAGUGUGAUAUCUACAGCUUCGGUGUUGUAAUUCUCGAACUUGUGACCGGAAAGCGCCCUGUCGACCCUGAGUACGGAGAAAAGGAUUUGGUCAAGUGGGUGUGCACUACAUUGGAUCAAAAAGGUCUAGAUGCCGUGUUCGACCCAAAACUAGAUUCAUGUUUCAAGGAAGAAAUAUGCAAAGUCCUCAAUGUCGGGCUCUUGUGCACGAGCCCCCUUCCUAUUAACCGACCAUCGAUGAGAAGAGUCGUGAAGAUGUUGCAAGAGAUUGGGUCCGUAAAUCCCACUAAGUUUGCAUCAAAAGAUGGGAAGUUAACGCCUUACUACUACGAUGAUGCAUCGGAUCAUGGCAAUGUUGCUUGAUUUCUUGUGGUUUUGAUCGUCGGUUUAUUAAUCCAUUGAUGAAUUGUGUGGUACAACUCAUCUCACGAUUGACUUAGUUAGUUGGGAUGUUUUUGUUUAAAUCAUCGGUUUUUGUAUGCAUUGUUGGGUUGUAUGACCCAGUCGAUGAAAGCGAACAAGAGGGAAGAAAAUUUUUAGUUAUUGGUUUGGGGUGUGAGAGGAAGGAGAUGAGUUUUGGUUUGUAAAAGAAGGCAAAUUAUGUAAUGAUAUUUAAAAGUUAGGAAAUAUACACUACUUAAAAUCGCAAAAGAAA
Molecule: messenger RNA, 3489 nt
Organism: Helianthus annuus (common sunflower)
Lineage: Eukaryota; Viridiplantae; Streptophyta; Magnoliopsida; Asterales; Asteraceae
Product: receptor-like protein kinase HSL1
Exons: 2
Coding region: 183-3197 (1004 amino acids)
Biological process (GO): protein phosphorylation
Molecular function (GO): receptor serine/threonine kinase binding; ATP binding; protein kinase activity
Source: RefSeq, a predicted model, not a curated record